Messenger RNA from Exaiptasia diaphana, 2066 nucleotides. Its product is annotated as tubulin--tyrosine ligase-like protein 12. Lineage: Eukaryota; Metazoa; Cnidaria; Anthozoa; Actiniaria; Aiptasiidae. Bases 95 to 1639 code for a protein of 514 amino acids. The transcript is spliced from 14 exons. Gene Ontology annotation, biological process: protein modification process. The record is from RefSeq and is a predicted model, not a curated record.
UGACUKUGCUAAUGCGCAUACAAGAUUUGAUAAUGGGUUUCCUGUGUCAAUAUAUUUACUCAAAAUUGGGUUUCCUGCGUAGUCCAAUUUCAAAAUGGCGGCACAAGAUCAAACUACCUACGAAUCUUUUAUUUCUUCAAGUAUUCCACAGCUAAAAGACAAAGUGCCAUCGAUAUACUGGGAAUCUUUGUAUAAAAAGCUUAAAAGCGAAACUUACGAUGCUGGUGAGAAAUUUUCAAUCAUGCUUGAUGAGGAUGAUGGRACACAUCAUGUGAUAGUGACUGAUGAAAAUGGUGUGAAGGCAUCAGAUUCUGACAGCAUUUUUUUAAUUGACCAUGCUUGGAUGUAUGAGCGUCAGUAUGCGAGAACGCAUCUUGACACAAUACCUGGACUUGCAGAGAGAAUGGCUGCUUUGAUGGGCAUACAAGUUGAGAUUGAUGAGGAAAACACAAAAGAACAGAGGAGGGAUGAAAUACUUGACAAAAUGUGGUGUUUUAACCAAACUUACAGGAUGGGGAUGGUGAGUGACUAUAAAGAGAUUCUUCCUGAUGGAAUGUCCACACCUCAACGYGAACCUGAAAAUGGAGUUUAUAAAGUCUAUACCAACAGUGAUCAAGUAGUAGAUUUUCUCACUGAUCCCAGGUUCAAGAUCAUUGACAACAGAUAUGAAGCUGAUAUUUUGUGGCUUAUGGAACAUGUGAAAGAUUAUAGGAGUCUUGAGCAAAAAGGACAAAUGAUUAACCAAAUUCCAUUUGAUUAUCUUCUGAACUGUAAAGAUCAACUUGUAGAAGUGUGUCAGAGAUCGGGUUUUAAACAUGAGGAAUUUAAAGAACUUGAAAAUGAUGAAUUAUURUGUAGAGGACCUUACUGGUUACCUGUGACAUUCAACUUAAAUACUGAGCUGCCCAAGUUUAUACAGCAUUAUAAAAGGAGAGAGAAAAGAGGUCUAGAUAACCACUGGCUUGUUAAGCCAUGGAAUAUGGGAAGAGGACUGGAUCUACAYUUAACUAAAAAUAUAAAUCAUUUAAUUCGCAUGGCUGAGACUGGACCUAAAAUYGCAUCCAAAUACAUCGACAAGCAAGUCUUAUUUCAUCGCGAUGAUGUAGGAUAUGUAAAGUUCGAUCUUCGUUAUCAUUUAUUCUUGCGCUCAGUGGACCCAAUAGAACUUUAUGUUGACAGAAUAUUUUGGACAAGAUUUGCUAACAAAGAAUUCAGCCUUGAGGACUURCACGACUACGAAAAACACUUUACAGUGAUGAACUAUAGAAAAACAGAACUGAAACAGAUACACCAUGACGAAUUCAUGAAAAUGUGGGACGCACAAUAUCCAGACUACACUUACGAUAACGUAGAGCRUGAGUUGUUCAAAAUGUUUAAAGAAAUAAUCCAAGCUGCUGUUAAARAGCCUCCGCCAAAUGGACUGGGCAACUAUAAACAUUCAAGUGCAUUUUUUGGUCUCGACAUCAUGCUGAAGUGGGCUGACGAUGGUUCCAAGAGAAUGGUUCCACAAAUACUAGAGUUCAACUUUCUCCCAGAUUGCGCAAGAGCUUGUCGUUAUUACCCAAAUUUCUUCAAUUUUAUGUUCAGCCUCAUGUUUCUUGGUGACCCAAAUGGAUGGCCUGUUGAUAGGCUGYUAUGAUUGUAGUAAUUUAUAAUGUACAAUAAUAUGAAAUAAUUAAAGAUUCAUGAUCCACGGGCAUCCCUUUCAAGCAUUUUUUAAUGUUGUUAUAUAGAAAUCUAAUACAUGACCACAUUGAAUGAACAGUAUCAGUUUGUACUGCACAAGAUCAAGUUGUCUCUUCGAUAAGUAUACACCAAACUGAUAAAUCUCAAGGUCCUGAAGUGAUGUAUUUAUUGGCCAAUGAUCACAUUUUUUUAUGACAAACAUUUGAUCCCUGACCCYAAAUGUAUUUUAUAAUAUUUACAAGUGAAGGUAAUGAGAUUUUACUAGCUAUUAGAGCUUAGCAGCUACACUUUGAAUUUUGUCCUGUGUCUUAUUUCACAACUAUAGUAAUGUUAAAUAGUGCAGUUUUUACUGGAAUUCAAUAAAAUAGUUUACUGCUUGA